GAUACUUGCUGUAUUCUAAGUAGAGCUUCACUGUGCUCUCUAAGGCCAUGAUUGCAUUUCACCAAAUUGUUAAGCAGUGUGGGAAUAUUGCUGCUCAGAGAAAAGUGCCAAUUUCCUGGCUCGGGGUGCGUUGGCCUGUACUGUGGCAUGCCACAUGUUGUGCUUCACUAUAGCAACCCAUCCACUCUGCAGCUGUACCUCCGGGAUCUCGAGACUCCAAUCCAAACCCCCAGCCAGCAGUCGAGUGCCGAGCUGGUCUGUGUUGAUGUCAUCUCUCUCAGACAGACUGUGUUUAAGAAUGUCUCUGGGAGUGGAGGCAAUGUUAGCUGUACAUGCACAACCCAGCUUACUCGCAUUCUCUGGCAAGGAACGUCCGUUUUAAAUAAAGGGGCUACGCCAUUUAAAUAGAGACCUCGUUCUCCCAGGCCAGCUGUAGCUGGGAAAUGUCGGGUGCACAACGAAUCUCUGCUUGCUCUUCUCUAUUGACAAGGCAUACAAUGGAGUGACUGGGACAGCUGCAGCAUGCCUUUCCUGUUAGGACUGAGACAGAACAAAAUAGUCUGUUAUGGAGUGAACAAUCAGAGCUACAACUGUGAUGCUGGCCAUUGCUGUGGGGAGUCGCAGUGCUGUAACUACUACUAUGAGCUCUGGUGGUUCUGGCUGGUUUGGACUAUAAUUAUAAUACUGAGCUGCUGUUGUGUUUGUCACCACCGACGCACAAAGCACCGGCUGCAGCAGCAACAGCGGCAGCAUGAAAUAAACCUGAUUGCAUACCGGGAAGCGCACAACUAUACCUCCCUGCCAUUCUACUUCAGGUUUUUGCCAAAUUAUCUACUGCCUGCCUAUGAGGAAGUGGUGAACACACCUCCAACCCCACCUCCACCGUAUAGUGCUUUGCAGCCGGGCCCUCCAGCCAGCAGCAGCCCCUCGAGCCCAGAGCAAGCACACAGAAACCCACAGACGGCACAAGUGAACACCCCACCAGCAGCCAACGAUGCCAUCUCCCAACAGCCCAGCACCCUGGAACCUGAGCCACCCACAGCCUACAUCCACAGAGAAGUCACAAAGCCUCAUGUUGCCUUUGAGCAGGACAGUCUGGACGCCUGCGCAGAGAAACUGGCUGAUCCAGGAGCCUCUCCAGACAAGGAAGGGGACUGUCGGAAAGAGCUGCUGAAAGACUUGAGCUCUGAAACCUUCUCGGAUGACAAAGACAAGACCCCAGGAAGGCACCGGCGCUUCACCGGAGAUUCAGGCAUUGAGGUUUGCGUCUGCAGCCGGGGGAGAGAGGCAGACGAUCUCAAGGAGCUGGACGGGCUGCUUGAUGAAGGAUUGGACGGACCCAUGGACUUCUGCGACGGCUGCAACACCUGUGACCCCCGGGCGCACGGGGAUGAGGAACUGGGACUGGCUGUCCUGGAGAGACACCAGGACCAUGGGGAGCCUUCGCUGUCUCGGCAACCGGCCUGCCUGUUGCUGCACACUAUAAAUGAGCAGGAAUCCCCAAACAGUCAGAGUGCCAGCAGCGACCCACAAAGUUGAGCACAAGUUUGGUGCAUAGGAAAAAAGUUGAACAGAAACAGCCUUUUUUUGUUGUUGUUUUUGUUUUCGGUUUUUUUUGUGGUGGUGGUGGUUGAGGGGUCACAUUAAGUCUGUGGCUGUUAUUUCUCAGUAAAACCGAGCAAAGCCUUAAGAUAAGUGCUGCACUGCUUUGAGGAGGACACCACUUUUUUUACUUUACAAAAAGAAACCUUCCCUUGAUGGCUGACAUGAGUAUAUGCUACACAGGUCGAGGUAGUUCACGUAUUUAGAAGGCGGCAAACUUUUUCACGAAAUGUUCACACCCUUGUAACAAGGAAUUUGUGGCCUGUUCCAGGUAAGAUGACUGGCAGCUGUAUGCACUGAAGUGAAAAAUGAAACCGGAAGAUUUAGUCUCUGAUUGCUAAUUUCAUUAGGAUUACAAUCAAUCACUUUUGUAAGUGCAUGUGUUUACAUGCAUCAUACGAUCACUUCACACAGUUAUACAAGGAAAUUAUCCUUUCAGUUCUGCUCUGGGACAGUUGUGUCUUACUGUGUUUAGAUCCUUCUAUUGAAAUGUUAAAGAUUAUAAAUGACUGUUCUUUUUAGAGCAAGUCCUCAUAGGGUUUGUAUAUUAAAAAAAAAAAAAAAUAGUAAAUUAGAUUUUUUUUGUGUACUGUGAGCGUUAAAUUAAGCAUUUUAAAUGUGCUGGCUGGAUUUUCUUCACUAGGUUAUGAGUAAAGUCACAUCCUUUUCACCUUGGCUAUAGUUGAGUGCUGAAAUGAAAACGAAACCUUGCAGCAACAAUCAAUCAAUUAAAUUGUAACUUGCAAUAAAAAAAAGUAACCUGCAACCCUGCUGUACCACAAAGGGUACUAAAUCAUAAUGUAGCUGUUGGAGCUUUACACAUUGAAAUCUGUUCUGUGUCUGUUAUUUUACAAGGUAUGUACAGUAUGCGAUUGUUAUCAAACAGCAAUGUUACCUGUUGGGUUUGACUCCCGUCUGUUUUAAGUAACUACUAAUAUUCCACCUAGGAAAUGUUGAGGGCUUUUUAUGUAUGUUUACAAAGCUUGCAGACCUGUUGAGCAUAUAAAAUAGCCUUUUUGGGAAGUUGGCUUCAGAUCCAUUCUGAUAACAUAGUGUUGUUCUUAUAGCCAUGCUGAGCUUUUAUUUAAAAUGUGCGUUUUGUUAAGUUGCGGUAUAAUGUUUUAAGAGGUGCUCUGCCCACCUUUUGCAGAUGAAGUACCAUUUUUGCACAGUGGUAUAAUAGGAAUUAACACUGCUUCCUGUAAAGCUUUUCACCAACAGAUGAAAGUGUCUAGCAGGUGGUAGUAGACUACAGUAAAUGCUUUGUUGUUACAUUUACUGCUGCUACAGAAUAAAAUGAAAAAUGCAUUGCACUGCACUGUCCUUUGACAACCUCAGGCAGGCUUGCAUUGUGUGUUUGUGGUGUUUUGAAGUUUGCAUCUUUCAAACAAAAAACAACUUUGUAUAACAUUUUAAACAUUAUCCUUUUAGAUUUUAUAUAGACUAUUUAUAAAUGAAAAUAUUAUCUUCAGUCUUGUUAGCUUUUGUUGCAUUGGUAUAGUAAAGUUGCUACUUUGCUGUACACCAUCUUUUCAAUGAAGCAUAUCUGAGUCUGUGUGCUGAGGAGGUUCUUGUCACUUGUUAGAGACUGACCUGACAGCAUUAUCAGUUAUCAUUGCAGAUUUAAAGGGAACAGCUGCAAAUUACAAGCAGUCAAAUACAAAAUCCCAUCAACUAUAUUCUAUAUUUUAAUAUACUGAUCAUCAAAAGAAAAGUAUCACUUAUAUUUGGAUAAAAUUCACUAGAUGUGAUCUAAAAAUGACAACCUUUGUUUCAGAGCAGGUGCAGUGUCUUUUUAUUGUGCCGCUUAACAGUUGAUAUCACGAAGAUGCUGCAGAAUGAUCUGUCGAUUUUGGGCAGGUGUUGAGACUCUUGGUCUCCCACUUCGUGGCCUGUCAUUGACAGAGUGUGUUUGGUUAUGCCGUCUCACCAGGUUUGAAAUUGCUGGCUGUGAUCACCCAAGACAGUGAGCCACAGUACACUGCGCUAGGCCUGCCUCCUAACACGCCGAUUGCACGAAGGCGCUGCUCUCUUGACAGACAUGGCAUAUUGUUUUUUUUUUCUGUGAUUUUCUUUAU
Polyodon spathula (Mississippi paddlefish) is the source of this 3680-nucleotide messenger RNA. RefSeq names its product WW domain binding protein 1-like. The record is from RefSeq and is a predicted model, not a curated record. The transcript has 4 exons. The coding region runs from base 523 to 1539 and encodes 338 amino acids. Lineage: Eukaryota; Metazoa; Chordata; Actinopteri; Acipenseriformes; Polyodontidae.